GCUAUAUAUAGCUUGUAGGAACUUGUGCAUAUAUCACAACCCUCUUAUCUUAUGUAUACUCUUUUAUUAGAGACAAUUGAUAGAUUUGUUUUUCAGUGUCACUUGGCCUAAAAGCUCACAAUGUCUCUCGUUCUCUCUCUUUGCUUGGUCUUCCUUUGUUCUCUUGUUCAUGGUUCUCAUAGCUUACCAGCACAACGGACUCCUCAUCUUGAUGGGCUUCUCCCAAAUGGGAACUUUGAGCAAAUUCCUAACAAAUCAAACAUGAGAAAGAGGCAAAUAAUUGGCAAAUACUCUCUUCCACAUUGGGAAAUCUCCGGCCACGUAGAGCUAGUCUCUGGCGGUCCACAGCCCGGUGGUUUUUACUUCGCAGUGCCACGUGGAGUCCACGCAGCUAGGCUAGGGAACUUAGCAUCAAUAUCUCAGUAUGUGAAAGUGAAAAGCGGCUUGGUCUAUUCUCUAACGUUUGGUGUCACGAGGACUUGUGCUCAAGACGAGAACAUCAGAAUCUCUGUGCCUGGUCAGACCAAUGAGCUACCAAUCCAAACAUUGUUCAGUACCAACGGUGGUGAUACGUACGCAUGGGCUUUUAAGGCAACGUCUGACUUGGUUAAGGUCACUUUUUAUAAUCCUGGUGUUCAAGAAGACCCUACUUGUGGCCCAAUCGUUGACGCUGUUGCCAUUAAGGAGAUUCUUCCUCUCCGGUAUACCAAAGGGAACCUUGUGAAAAACGGCGGAUUUGAGACCGGUCCACACGUAUUCAGCAACUUCUCUACCGGAAUUUUAAUUCCGGCGAAGAUACAAGACCUAAUCUCACCGCUUCCGGGAUGGAUCGUCGAAUCUCUAAAACCGGUUAAGUACAUCGAUAACCGCCACUUCAAGGUUCCCUCAGGUCUCGCAGCAAUCGAGCUUGUUGCCGGAAGAGAAAGCGCAAUCGCUCAGAUCAUCCGUACCGUCUCCGGUAAAAACUACAUUCUCUCGUUUGUUGUGGGAGACGCACACAAUGGUUGUCACGGAUCGAUGAUGGUGGAGGCGUUUGCGGGAAUAUCGGCGUUUAAGGUUACAUUCGAAUCUAAUGAUAAAGGAGCGUUCAAAGUGGGGCGUUUCGCGUUUCGUGCCGAUUCGAAUCGCACAAGGAUAACUUUCUAUAGUGGGUUUUAUCAUACCAAGCUUCAUGAUUUUGGACAUCUUUGUGGGCCUGUGCUUGAUAAUGUUAGUGUUUUUUUGGCCCAUUAAAUUAUUACAAAAGUAAAAUAAAUAUUGUUCGAUUUCAAUUAUAUAAUUUUCUAUACUUCUGUAAAAAGGUCGUUAAGAAACUGAUAUUCAAAAAAUAUCGAUAUUCAUAUUUCUUGAUCCAAAAAAUAUUGCAUUGUAUUUAUAUAUAUCU
This is a messenger RNA of Arabidopsis thaliana (thale cress), 1384 nucleotides long. RefSeq names its product imidazolonepropionase (Protein of unknown function, DUF642). The record is from RefSeq and is marked reviewed. Lineage: Eukaryota; Viridiplantae; Streptophyta; Magnoliopsida; Brassicales; Brassicaceae. The transcript is spliced from 3 exons. Bases 121 to 1233 code for a protein of 370 amino acids.